CGAGCGCGCAGAACUGCACUUUACGUUGUCAGCGAGCUCAGUUGAGUAGUCGGAUACAGAGUAGCGGGAGACCUACAACAUAUUCAGCUAACUUGUAACAUAUUUGUGCAUUAGACCAACAGGAUAUUUAAAAUAUUUACGUCGGCUACUCUAGUAGCAUAUUUAUUAAUCACCUCAGUCGACUGAGAAAGACAUUUGAGCAGUAACGUGAGCUACGUAAUUUUUCAGAAGUCGAAUUAGUUUAACAUUAGUCUUAACAUUUAAAGAAACGCGCAACAAUGUUCGAGGCUCGGCUUGUCCAGGGUUCGAUUCUGAAGAAGGUUCUGGAGGCACUUAAGGACCUAAUAACUGAGGCCUGCUGGGAUGUCGCCUCCUCGGGCAUCUCCCUUCAGAGCAUGGACUCGUCUCACGUCUCCCUGGUCCAGCUCACCCUCCGCAGCGACGGUUUUGACUCUUAUCGUUGUGACCGCAAUCUUGCCAUGGGAGUUAAUUUGGGCAGCAUGUCCAAGAUCCUCAAGUGUGCGGGAAAUGAUGACAUCAUCACCCUGCGCGCGGAGGACAACGCAGACACGCUCGCCCUGGUCUUCGAGACUCCCAACCAGGAGAAAGUGUCCGACUACGAGAUGAAGCUGAUGGACCUGGACGUGGAGCAGCUGGGAAUCCCAGAGCAGGAGUACAGCUGUGUGGUGAAGAUGCCCUCCGGGGAGUUCGCCCGCGUCUGCAGGGACCUGUCCCAGAUUGGGGAUGCCGUCAUGAUCUCCUGCACCAAGGACGGGGUGAAGUUCUCCGCCACGGGCGAGCUGGGCACCGGGAACGUCAAGCUGUCCCAGACCAGCAACGUGGACAAGGAGGACGAGGCGGUGACCAUCGAGAUGAACGAGCCUGUGCAGCUCAUCUUCGCCCUCAACUACCUCAACUUCUUCACCAAGGCCACGCCGCUGUCCAAGACCGUCACCCUCAGCAUGUCUGCAGACAUCCCCCUCGUGGUGGAGUACAAGAUUGCUGACAUGGGCCAUGUUAAGUACUACCUGGCGCCCAAGAUCGACGAGGAGUCGUCCUAAAGCUGGAGCUCCCUGGAGAUGGGGGGGGGCAUUGGCGGGGGCUCUGCUGGAGGUGGGAGGGGUCGAGGAGCCAUCGACUGCAGUAGUCAGCUCUACAAUGCCUUGCCCGUUGAAUCUCAUCAGUUUCCCCCGACUCAACACAUCCCAUCUUUGUCUGUGAAACUGAAACUAGUUUCUACCUGCAUCGCUCAAAGGCAUUGUUGGGACAGGCAGAUGCCUUUUGGCAGAUGUCUACCCUUUGAAGACAGCUAGAACAUGGUUUUAAGAGUUUGUUUUUAUUUGUUUGGAGCACUUAACAAUAUUCACUGGACUUUGAUUGGUUUGAGGUUGGGGAUGGGGAUUUUAUUCCUGCAUAAAUGAUUUUUGGAUUGUGGGGGUGAAAGAAUUGUAUUGAAUUGUAUUGUAUUCUGAAUGUUGACGGGUCGCCCGGCAACACAAACUGCUCUUGCCUCUAGCAUCACACCAUUCUCAUCUCUCCCCUCCUCUUCUUCACUGUACUCUCAAAAACUUUCAUUCCGAUUUGUAGAUACUACCCUGUAAAUAUUUCUGCUCUCUGUUUUGCCUUCCAUGUCCUCAAAUGCUGCAGUAAAACAUUUGUAUGUA
Molecule: messenger RNA, 1664 nt
Organism: Conger conger (European conger)
Lineage: Eukaryota; Metazoa; Chordata; Actinopteri; Anguilliformes; Congridae
Product: proliferating cell nuclear antigen-like
Exons: 6
Coding region: 279-1061 (260 amino acids)
Biological process (GO): regulation of DNA replication; translesion synthesis; mismatch repair
Cellular component (GO): PCNA complex
Molecular function (GO): DNA polymerase processivity factor activity; DNA binding
Source: RefSeq, a predicted model, not a curated record